This is a messenger RNA of Penaeus vannamei (Pacific white shrimp), 1766 nucleotides long. NCBI's taxonomy places the organism in Eukaryota, Metazoa, Arthropoda, Malacostraca, Decapoda, Penaeidae. The record is from RefSeq and is a predicted model, not a curated record.
AAGAGAGAAAGAGAUUCUUGGAAGAUCCCGGGACUGUAGUCAAGGGAGGCUCAUUUGAGUUUUGGUCUCGAUUGUGUUCGGUUGUGGAUUGCUGAGAACAAUGGCGCCCUCAGCAUGGCACCAGACGCCACACACGCCCUUCCUGAAGAUCGUGGCCCUCGUGGCACUGGGUAUGGCGGCUGCCGACUCUGCCACGGAGCUCGAAUGCAACAAGGGCUGCAGUUGUUGGGUCAAAGGCACUUUUUCGGAGGAAUAUCGUGUCAUCUGCAACAACACCGCUGAAAAGCACGUGCGGCUGACCAGGAAGGUCUUCUCCGUGCUCUCCUCCCCCACCUUCUCCACCUACGUCCGAGUGGAGGGCGUGGAAUCCCUGAGUGUGGACGAGGGCUUCCUUGAGGAGUGGAGGUCGGAAUUCCACUCGUCUGCCCUUGACCUGUGGCGAGCGGAGCGUGUGGACUUCCCCGUGGUCACCUCUCGCCAUUUCGCCGAGUCCUCGGGCUUCGAACACGUUUUCGCAGGGAUCGGCGUGAUCAACAGCUCGCUGAACCACCUUCCGCCCGGGAUCUUCCGAGGCAAGCAGGAGGCGGGGCUGCGGCUGAAGCAGAGCUCCGUGGGCGUGGUGCCCCCCGGCCUCUUCCUCGGCGUGGGCGCCCUCAAGUACUUCGCCCUCGUGUCCUCCCGCGUGGGCCUGUUCCAGGGGCCUCCGGCGGGCGAGGGCGGCAGCCUCACGCUCGGAGGGCCCAGCAAGGUGGCCUUCCUGGCGCUGGACUCUGACAUUGGAUUCCUCGGCCCCGGCGCCUUCGCCUUCAACUCCUCCGAGGUCAAGGAAGUGGAGCUCACCAACGUCACCAUCGGCAGCGUGGCAGUGGGCGGGGUGGACCUCGCUGGCCACGCCCAGCUGGCCGUCAGCAACUCCACGCUGUCUGACCUGCAGCCCGGCUCGCUGGUGCUCCGCGGCAGCAAGCUGACCAUCAUCAACAGCACGGUGGCGGCGCGGCCCGAGGCGCUGCGGGCCUUCCCCUGCUCCUACUUCAACAACCACAUCGUCUCCAACCACAUCCUCGUGUCGGCGCCCGUGCCGCUGCCGCUCGAGCGGGAGGCGGUCGUGACGGACGAGAACGGGACGGCGACGGCGACGCAGGACGACUUCUCGGGCCGGGACCUGGUCAGGUGGCUCCUGGAGGCGGUGCUGGACCCGAGCUGCGUGCCCUACAACCUGCCCGAGUGGGCGCGCUCCGAGGAGGAGGAGUUCCUGACCCUCUCCCCGCUCGGGUCGCCCCAGGUGCAGGACGUGCCGCGCAUCCUCCACCUGGGGCUCUACAGCUUCGUGGGCGUGUCCAUGGUGGCGCUGGCGAUCGUGGUGAUCCUGGCGUGCCUCCUCGCCCGGGCCAAGAGGCGCCGCCCGGGCCACGAGCGACGCACGCCGCCCAUCGCCCUCAGCCAGCUGCAGGAUCCCAUCUACGAGGACGCGCCCUUCCUGGCCCAGAGCUGCGCGCCCCCGCCCGUGCCGCCUCCCACGACGCUCCUGAGGGACAAAAAGGACGCCGGGAACUCGAAGCUGAAGGGAAGCUGCGAGGGCGCCGCGGCCAAGCCCAAGGGCGCCGUGGAGAAUGACUACAUGGUCAUGAAAGCCGUUUAGCCGCUCGGCUGCGGGACCGGAAGGAAGAAGGAAAAGGGAAAGGUUGAGAAAAAAGGUGAGAAUGCUUGAGAAGAGAGAGAGAGAGAGAGAGAGAGAGAGAGAGAGAGAGAGAGAGAGAGAGAGAGGA